Molecule: messenger RNA, 2185 nt
Organism: Lepus europaeus (European hare)
Lineage: Eukaryota; Metazoa; Chordata; Mammalia; Lagomorpha; Leporidae
Gene: GUF1
Product: GTP binding elongation factor GUF1
Exons: 17
Coding region: 185-2182 (665 amino acids)
Biological process (GO): positive regulation of translation
Cellular component (GO): mitochondrion
Molecular function (GO): mitochondrial ribosome binding; GTPase activity; GTP binding
Source: RefSeq, a predicted model, not a curated record
CCGCGUCCCUGGUACCCACGCUGCGCCGCGGGUCGGGUGCUGCGGUGUUGGCGUCCGCGGCGUCCGCUUCUAACGUCGUUUUCGUCCUGGGCUCCUGGUGGAGGCGUCCUCUAGACAGUGACCUUUCGGGCCAUGGCUUCGUCGCGCCCGGAGAUCGGCUCCUGACGCCGCCGCCGCGCGGAGCAUGUGGACCCUCGCGGGUCGCAGAGGGUGGCGCGGACGCGUGCUGGUGCCGUGGGUCAGCGGGGCUGCGCGUCGCCCCCGGCCCGCGCCGACUCGCAGCGCCGAUGCGGAGUCCUGGGCUGCCAGCAGGCUGUACGGUUCUGCAGACGUGGAGGAAAAGUUUGACAUGUCUAGAUUUCCUGUUGAAAAUAUUAGAAAUUUCAGUAUCAUUGCACAUGUGGAUCAUGGAAAAAGUACUUUAGCUGACAGGCUCCUGGAACUAACAGGGACAAUUGAUAAAACAAAAAAUAAUAAGCAGGUUCUUGAUAAAUUGCAAGUGGAACGAGAAAGAGGAAUCACUGUUAAAGCACAGACGGCGUCUCUUUUUUAUGAUUUUGAAGGAAAGCAGUACCUUUUAAAUCUCAUCGAUACACCAGGCCAUGUUGAUUUUAAUUAUGAAGUAUCCAGGUCUCUUUCUGCUUGCCAGGGUGUUUUACUGGUGGUUGAUGCAAAUGAGGGUAUUCAAGCCCAAACUGUGGCAAACUUCUUUCUUGCUUUUGAAGCACAGCUGUCAAUAAUCCCGGUUAUAAAUAAGAUAGAUCUGAAGAGUGCUGAUCCUGAAAGAGUUGAAAAACAAAUUGAAAAAGUGUUUGAUAUUCCAAGAAAUGAAUGUGUUAAGAUUUCUGCUAAACUUGGAACAAAUGUUGAAAGUAUUCUUCAGGCAGUUAUUGAAAGAAUACCUCCCCCUAAAGUACAUCGCAAAAAUCCUCUGAGAGCUUUGGUCUUUGAUUCCACCUUUGACCGGUACAGAGGUGUGAUAGCCAAUAUAGCAUUAUUUGAUGGAGUGGUUUCCAAAGGAGAUAAAAUUGUGUCUGCACACAAUCAAAAGACAUAUGAAGUUAAUGAAGUAGGAGUUUUGAAUCCUAAUGAGCAGUCAACAAAUAAAUUAUAUGCAGGACAGGUGGGCUAUCUGAUUGCUGGGAUGAAAAAUAUCACUGAAGCGCAAGUAGGAGAUACAUUAUAUUUACAUAGACAACCAGUGGAGCCCUUGCCUGGGUUUAAAUCAGCGAAACCAAUGGUAUUUGCAGGAAUGUAUCCUGUAGACCAAUCUGACUAUAAUAACCUGAAGAGUGCAGUAGAAAAAUUGACUUUGAAUGACUCUAGUGUAACAGUUCAUCGAGACAGUAGUCUUGCCCUGGGUGCGGGCUGGAGGUUGGGCUUUCUUGGACUUUUACAUAUGGAAGUUUUCAACCAGCGACUAGAGCAAGAAUAUAAUGCUUCCGUUAUUAUGACAACCCCUACUGUACCAUAUAAAGCCGUUCUUUCUUCAGCAAAGUUGAUAAAGGAAUAUAGAGGAAAAGAGAUAACAAUCAUCAACCCUGCACAAUUCCCUGACAAAUCAAAAGUAACAGAAUAUUUGGAGCCAGUUGUUUUGGGUACUAUCAUCACACCAGAUGAAUACACUAGAGAAAUAAUGAUGCUUUGCCAGGCUCGAAGAGCUGUUCAGAAGAAUAUGAUAUUUAUUGAUCAAAAUAGAGUUAUGCUUAAAUAUCUCUUUCCUUUGAAUGAAAUUGUGGUUGAUUUUUAUGACUCUUUGAAGUCUCUGUCUUCUGGAUAUGCUAGUUUCGAUUAUGAAGAUGCCGGCUACCAGGCUGCAGAACUUGUCAAAAUGGAUAUUCUAUUGAAUGGAAAUAUUGUGGAGGAGCUGGUAACGAUUGUACACAAAGACAAAGCGUACUCUGUCGGCAAAGCCAUAUGUGAACGUCUAAAGGAUUCUCUUCCUAGGCAGCUGUUUGAGAUAGCAGUUCAAGCUGCAAUUGGAAGUAAAAUCAUUGCAAGAGAAACUGUGAAAGCCUACAGAAAAAACGUUUUGGCGAAAUGUUAUGGUGGUGAUAUUACCAGAAAAAUGAAACUUUUGAGGAGACAAGCAGAAGGAAAGAAGAAAUUGAGGAAAAUUGGCAACAUUGAAGUUCCAAAAGAUGCUUUUAUAAAAGUUCUGAAAACACAACCUGAUAAGUAAUUG